Molecule: messenger RNA, 2876 nt
Organism: Durusdinium trenchii
Lineage: Eukaryota; Dinophyceae; Suessiales; Symbiodiniaceae
Source: the annotation of a GenBank genome assembly
UCAGCCUGUCAACAAUGUUUAAUGAUGUUUAAUGGCAACCAUAGGACUUAAGACUGAACCUUCCGAACGCCGGGCCGUUGCUUGGUUGAAAGCUCCUAAGAUCCAACCAGAGAUCCGCACGAUCCAACCAGCGAAACGUCAUGCAGAACUGAGAUCCGAGGCACAAAGAUCGCCAGAACACGUGCAACGAACACUGCCAUGGUUUAAUACAGCCCAUGGCAAUGUUCAAUGGAUCUGUUCAAUCUUCAGUUGCUCAUCAAAGCCCUUCCAAAGAAGAAGAUGGCACUGGGUUUUCGCCCACGACCUUUGGAAAGAGCACGGCCGGUGAGAUAGUGGAGCACUUCAACAAGGAGCGCACCUACUCCUCCUCCAGUGCGGAAGCAGCGCGUCGUAAGAGUCGCGUGCAAGCGUGGCGGAAACGCCUGGUGGGCGGCUUGAAGAAGCCGUGGAGACGGCAACAGCAGCAACCCUCCUGGGAGACGGUGCGAACUGUCGAGCUCCAUGAAGAGGAGAAAAAGCUGAUCGCUCAGAAGCAGGCACACGGUUGUUUGCUGAGCUGGUGCUGGGCAAUUCAGAACUGGUUCCUGGCUGCAAGUGUUGGGGCGUUGUGCUAUGCCACCUAUGUGCUGAUUGAAGUCUCCGUGGGCGCUUUGUCCUCCUUUCGCUUCGGUUUCUGCCAAGCAGAGCCCUUCAGGAGCGAGGAGCAUUGUCCAAAGGGGCAAUGGAUCUCCUGGGGCGUGAACUUGUUGGGUUUUGCCGCUUCAGUGGUCUUGGGCACCUGGAUGGCAGCUGCCAGCGCGUUCCUGGUGAGCCGUUUCGCACCGGCGGCCAGUGGCUCUGGGAUCCCGGAGGUGAAGACCAUCUUGAAUGGCUUCGUACUACCAGAUGUUGCAACCUUUCGCACUUUGUUCAUCAAGGUGCCAUGCCUCAUUCUUGCCGUGGCCUCCGGGCUAUCCUUGGGGCAUGAAGGUCCUAUGGUCCACGUGGGCGUUUGCUGGGCGAACCUCUUGUCGCGGCUCUUCCCGCAGUUUCGCAACGAAGGGAAGAGGCAGCAGCUCUUUUCCGCUGCAGUGGCGGCUGGAGUGAGUUCAGCCUUUGGCACACCGGUGGGCGGAGUUCUCUUUAGCCUGGAGGAGGUGAGCUCACAUUUUCCUUCCCGGACGCUCCUGAUGGCUUUCGUGGCCUCUGUCGUGGCCACCUUGUUGCUCUCGGUGUCCAACCUCACGGGGACGGGUCACUUGACCUUGUACAGCGUGACCUAUACCGUGACCUUGCACCCCAGCGACUAUGCGAUGUUCGCCCUUUUGGGCGCCGCUGGUGGAUUAGUUGGUGCGCUCUUCAAUGCGCUGAAUAUUCGGUGGUGUGCCUUCAAGGCCAAAGCGUCCUUCCGCAAGUGGGUCGGCCCUGUACAGGAGGCCUCCUUCUUAGCCUUUCUGACCUUGCUCUCCUCGUGGCCCUUGAGCUUGACGCGCUAUCUCAAUGCCCAGACCAUCCAUGCCCUCUUGGAUACCUGCAGCGACGAGCCGGGCGAAACGGUACGGAGCAGGCUGCAGGCGGAGUUUGGACUCUGCACGGAGGAUGGCUACAGCAAUUCCUCCGGCAAUGGGCUCUUGACGUCCUUGGGCUUUGCUGCGGCGAUCCGCUUUUGUCAGACGGUUCUGACGAUUGGCACCGCCUGUCCAGCGGGUCUCUUCGUGCCAUCGCUCUUCAUCGGCGCUUGCUUGGGGCGGUGCUUGGCGCUGGGCCUCAAGGCUUUGAACACUGGGACACGUUUGUUUCCCCACAAGAUCGAUCCUGGCGUCUACUCCAUGGUGGGAGCCGCCUCAGUCUUGGGCGGCGUCAGUCGGAUGACCAUCUCCCUGGUGGUCAUUAUGCUCGAGCUCACCGGAGGUUUAGACUACAUCGUGCCCUUCAUGAUCUCGGUCCUCCUCGCCAAGGCCGUGGGCGACUCCUUGAAUGAAGGCAUCUACGAUCUGCAGAUCGUGCUGAAAGGCUACCCCUUCUUGCAUGAGGAGUUGGAUGUGACCUUUACAGAGCGAUGCUGCGAUAUCAUGGAGACCGGCCUGGUGAAGCUAGACCUCAAUCUCCGCCCUCGAUUGCAGGACCUGCGGGUGAUGGUUCGCGCCUUCACCUUUCGUGGCUUCCCCAUCGUCGAUGGCGACUUCUUCGUGGGCUAUGUUCGCCGAUCACAGCUCGAAGAUGUUCUUGCGCGCAUGGAGCUGGUCAGAGGUCAAAACGAGGUCAUCUCCUUGGAUGACUUGCUUCCAGUGGUCGACACCACUGUGAUGCGCAUGGUGCCGAAUGCCCCCUUGACCCAGGCACAUCAAGUCUUCAAGCAGCUGGGAUGCCAGCGCAUUUUCUUGGUGGGCUCCAUGCCGGGCGGGCAGCAGGACGUCUUGCAGGGCAUCAUCACGAAGAAGAACUUUUUGAAGUUCUUGCAGGAUGGAACCGUUGGCCACAUCCCAGAUGAGUUGCGGCUCGCCGGCUCGCAGAUGGAGAGCAACGGCGCCAGUGCUUUGCGCUUCUCCUAUGAGGGGCCUCAGCAGGAGAGCACGGCGUCGCACAUCCGUUUGGGCGAGCUCUUCUCUGUGCUCGACGCGGCCGCCGAAGCCGGCGGAGAGCAGAGGACCGAAGACCAGCUGAGUUGGGCCCCUUCAGCCAGCGACGAUGAGGCUCACCAGCGGCACGAGGCCAAUGGCUCGCCGCUCUCGGUCGGCACCGGCCAGCCCGGACCGUGAGCAACGGCCCGUGUUGGACCCGCGCGGAGCGGAGCAUGGCGCGAACGAAAGAGCGGAGACGGAGCGGAGACCCCGAGACGAGGUCAACGGUGUCCCCGGCGUCGCUUCGGCGGAGAGGGCUUGUCAUGGCAAAUUGAG